CUAUCUGCCAAAUCAGUUGUCUGUUGGCUGGUCUACGGAGAGGUAGCGUAGUUUAUCGAGCGCUGGACCGAAUGUUCGGCUGCUGCAGUAGGUCGAAGUCAAUGAGCUUCGUGUAUGUCCAAAGUCCAGCGGGUUUCGACGUCGAACAUCAUCGUGGCCAGAUUCUGGGAUAAACUUUCGGUGACAUUUGCUGCAGCGUACAAAUAUUUCGCGAUGUCGGACAUUACGAAUGGCGUUGAGUCGACUGCCUCUAGAUCCCCAGCAGCUGCUGUGGAUAAUAAACUAUUGUCAACUCACCAGCCUCUACCCCAGGAUAUAUCGAGACCAACACUGGCCGGGCUUCAGACAGUACCUAAUGGAGACGUCCAUGUCCGGUCGACAAGUUCCACUCACCCCACAACACAGGGCACUUCCAAUGGAUCCAACGUGACAACAGGUAGCGACAGUUCGAUUCAGGGCGCAAUACAUCGAUACUACACGGAUCAACAACCUCUCAAAACUUCGAUGUCGAGACCUACGUCAUUUCCGGAUUCACAGAGUCCCUGCAGGUAUCCUCCGAGUGUUCUGGAAGAGUCAUCAAUUUCACGUCGCAGUCAAAUAGACCUCUUAAAUUCACAACAAUCAGUGCUGAAAUCUUCAUGUGAAAUUCCAAUGACUAGAACCCUAACACCCAGCAAUUCGGAGCCAUAUUACACUUCCCACCGAGCUAUUCCCAUAGGCCUAUAUAAGAGUAUGUCCAGUAACAACAUCCCACCCCCGGUUGUACCUUAUUACCCUGGCAGAAUAACUCAGCUUCAGAUGAGGCCGUGGAGGUAUCCAAGCAGCAGUGUCGCACGGCCCGUUGGACUGCCUUACAGCAUCUCGCAACAGUCACUGAACAGCCGUGUUGGCUGUCAGUGUCAGUGCGAUAGCAAUCGAAAACAGAGCGGUGAAGGCUCAAGUCUGACCGAAGAAGGUGCAAUGACUCCAGAGGGUUUAUCUUGGCGCCGGUUGCAUAUGAGCAGGGCGAAACUGAAAGCCACGGCCACUACCUCGGAACUUCUGUCUGGAUUCGCUAUGGUAGCAAUGGUGGAGCUUCAAAUUAACGAGCCGACAAACGUCCCCGAGUGGCUGUUUGUCAUGUUUUCUGUGUGUACCACCGUUCUCGUGGCAGUGCACAUUUUUGCGCUGAUGAUCAGUACAUAUCUGCUACCAAAUAUUGACGCCAUCAGCAAACUACAGGUCCAGGAGCUGGUCAGUCAGUCGCCACACGAAAGAAUGCGCGGUUUUAUAGAACUCGCAUGGGCAUUCUCAACUGUACUAGGAUUAUUUCUCUUCUUGGUAGAAGUGGCCAUCUUGUGCUGGGUUAAGUUCUGGGACUACUCGUUCACAGCCGCGUGGGCGGCGACAAUCAUCGUGAUCCCUGUCCUGAUAGUGUUUGUCGCAUUUGCAGUCCAUUUUUAUCACAACCUUGUAGUGUAUAAAUGUGAAUCCACAGUGACUGACCUCCAGAAACUGGAGAAUAUGAAGAAACAUUUAGACGCUGUCGGCUGCAAUCCCGUCUGAUUUAAGAUCAAGUGCCAAGCCCCCCCCCCCCAGAAAGUUAGAUUUUGGUACCUGAUACUUGUGCAAAGUGUGGGAUAUAUUACGUAAUUGUAUGAAAUAAAUUAUAGCAACCUAUGUAAUAAUAAGUACUAUUUGAAGUAUUAUUUGAAAUGUAAUAAAGUUUCACAUUAAAGUGGGAGCUCUUAAAUGUGAUAAGUUGUAAUUAAAUAAAGCAUACCACAAAAUGAA
Zootermopsis nevadensis is the source of this 1773-nucleotide messenger RNA. RefSeq lists its product as uncharacterized. Gene Ontology annotation, cellular component: membrane. Gene Ontology annotation, biological process: store-operated calcium entry. Gene Ontology annotation, molecular function: store-operated calcium channel activity. NCBI's taxonomy places the organism in Eukaryota, Metazoa, Arthropoda, Insecta, Blattodea, Termopsidae. The record is from RefSeq and is a predicted model, not a curated record.